Messenger RNA from Pelodiscus sinensis (Chinese soft-shelled turtle), 1245 nucleotides. Lineage: Eukaryota; Metazoa; Chordata; Testudines; Trionychidae. The record is from RefSeq and is a predicted model, not a curated record.
AUGGCAGAACCUGGACACAUCAUCUCUCCUGGUAUCCUAGGAAAGCUCAAUAUCUCCACAGGAGAACCCUCAGGAUCCUCUGAGAGAACUAGAGGUAAAUAUGGAGAAGGUGCCAAGCAGGAAAAGUUCAGAUAUGCUUUGUCCUUGGUCUUCAUUCAGUGUGUGAUCAAUGCCAUCUUUGCCAGGCUAGUGAUCCAGUUUUUUGAUGCCGCCAGGGUGGAUCGGACCCAGAACUGGUUGUAUGCAGCUUGCUCACUUUCCUAUCUGGGUGCUAUGGUUUCCAGCAACUCAGCAUUACAGUUUGUCAACUAUCCGACUCAGGUCCUUGGGAAGUCUUGUAAGCCCAUUCCAGUCAUGCUCUUGGGGGUGACUAUGCUGAGGAAGAAAUACCCACUAGCCAAAUAUCUGUGUGUCCUGCUGAUAGUCACAGGCGUGGCCCUGUUCAUGUACAAACCUAAAAAGGGAGGUGAUGAUGCUGACGACCACAUCUUUGGCUAUGGAGAACUCCUCCUGCUGCUGUCACUGACGUUGGAUGGCCUGACAGGAGUGUCUCAGGACCACAUGAGAGCUCAUUACCAAACUGGUUCCAAUCACAUGAUGCUAAACGUUAAUCUGUGGUCCACCUUGUUCCUGGGGGCUGGUGUCUUCUUCACUGGGGAGCUCUGGGAAUUCCUGAGUUUUGCUGAACGCUACCCCAGCAUCCUCUACAACAUCCUGUUGUUUGGCCUGACAAGUGCUCUGGGGCAGAGUUUUAUCUUCAUGACUGUGGUGUACUUUGGACCCUUGACUUGUUCAAUCAUCACUACAACCCGCAAAUUCUUCACCAUUUUAGCAUCUGUCAUUCUGUUUGCUAACCCGAUCAGCAUGAUGCAAUGGGUGGGAACUGUCCUGGUAUUCAUGGGUCUUGGACUUGAUGCGAAAUUUGGAAAGGGAUCAAAGAAGACAACACAUUAGAAAGACUUUUGAACUCUGUACAAUUGGAAUGAACUCUUAACUUAUUGUCUUGUACCUCAGCAUCUGUCAUGAACCUGGACUCAGGAUGGGUGGCUGAGGAAGGGAAUGGGCUUGGUUUUUUUUUAAUUAUGAAGUUUUUAAAAGUGUACAUUUUAAUCAGGAGUUUAGCCUUUCCCCUCCCGUAAUCAAAGCUGCAUUCAUGGGACCCUAUAGCAGGGAGCAAUUAGAGUCUUAAUGGGAGAAACACUUCAGAACUUUAUUAAAGAACAGGAAGAACUAUCACUUUUCUGA